Aspergillus nomiae NRRL 13137 is the source of this 1431-nucleotide messenger RNA. RefSeq lists its product as uncharacterized. NCBI's taxonomy places the organism in Eukaryota, Fungi, Ascomycota, Eurotiomycetes, Eurotiales, Aspergillaceae. Gene Ontology annotation, molecular function: oxidoreductase activity. Bases 1 to 1431 code for a protein of 476 amino acids. The record is from RefSeq and is a predicted model, not a curated record. The transcript has 5 exons.
AUGUCUUUGGCAUUAGAUCGCCUGUCCAGCGUGCACGGCGCAGCUCUCGACGGCCGCGCAGCCAGUGUCCGAUUCCAGCAGAGCCAGCUGAUUGCUCUGCAUGCCAAACUACAGCACCUCCAGGCCGAGGCGUGCGAGGCCAUUGUCUCUGAUCGUGGGGUGACAGCUGCCGAAGCAGAGAUUGAGUGUGCAACCACGAUUCUUGCCGUGAAGCAAUACUACGAGUCCAUCAACUUUGACCAGUGUGUGCAAAGGGAAUACCGAGUCGCCCAGGGCCUGAAUUCGCCUGGUCGUCGCGUCGGAUGCGGUGUAGUCUUGAUUCGUCCUGCAAAGCACACACGCUGGUAUUCCAUUGUUGCUACCGUCGCGGCUGCCAUUGCCGCUGGCAACACUGUCGCAAUCGAGGUCGGCCACUUUGCGGUGGAUCGCCUCCUCCCUACCCUUUUCUCGUGUCUUGACGCAGAGACAUACCAGCUAAUUGACGGCAGACCAACAGAAACCGAGCAAAAACAGGUGUCUAUUGUGGUGGACCAGACAGGAGAGCUUUCCCUGCCAAACUGUCUGUCAUCAAAGCCGCAACUACGAUCAGUCGCUGUUGUCGACAGGACUGCAAAUGUGGAACAGGCUGCCAACACAAUCGUAGCAGCACACGUCGCAUAUCGGGGCGCAUCGCCGCACGCACCGGAUCUGAUCCUUGUCAAUGAAUGGGUCAAGAGGGAAUUUGUGAAUGCAUGUAUUCGACUGGCUCCUGAUGACUCGCGCCGUGAACGAGUCACGGCCAGCGACAAGGUACGCCAGACAAUCGCUGAAGCUGAAAGCUUGGGAGAAGCCUCUGUCAUUGGGACAACGAGCCUGAUGCUGGUGGAUAUACGAGACCGCCGUUCAUCCGUUGUUGCUGAGGCCAGACCGUGCGGGGCAUUCCUGCCUAUCAUGACAAUAACCAGUCUGGUCGACGCGGUAGUUGCACUGGAAGGCUCGAAAUGCCUUGUCGCAUACCACUUUGCACAGCCCGCCGCAGCAAAAUUCCUUAGCCAGCAAAUCAACAGUCGACUGGCGGUUGCCAACCAUAUUCCGCCGGAGUUGUUGGUUGGGCCUGCGAUCCCGCUUCACAAUGGCCAGCCCUCCUCAUUCCCCAUGCUUCGAUACAGCACGGAAAUGCUCUCCCAGCCGCGACCAGAGUACAUACAGGAAGCCAAGAAGCCCGCUAUAACUCUGCAAGAACUCAAAGACCUGGACCGCGUGGCAUUGGACCGCGUGCGGGUUGAAGCCAGAUCGGCCUUACGUUCUACAGGGCAGGGUUCUGGCACUGCCAUUGGCUUUUUCGAACAAGGUAUCCUGGUCGGUGCUGUGUUUAUUGUGCUCCCUGUGGUCUCGUUGGUUGGAUACGGGGGCUGGUAUACAAUCCGUGUGGCACUAUCCUGGAAAUGGUGA